GUUUCUCUCCUCUUCUGAUUUUCUCCCCCAAAUCAAAAGGUUUGCGUUUUUAGGGUUUCUCUGUGUGUGGCCACCAAACCAUGACGGGGAAGGCGAAGCCGAAGAAGCACACGGCCAAGGAGAUCCAGGCCAAGAUCGACGCUGCCACUACCAAUCGCGGCGGCGGGAAGGCCGGAAUCGCUGACAGGACCGGGCAGGACAAAGGCGGACACGCCAAGUACGAGUGCCCCCACUGCAAGAUCACUGCGCCUGACGUCAAGACGAUGCAGAUUCACCACGACUCUAAGCAUCCUAAGCUUGCCUUUGACGAGGCGGCGAUUGUCAACCGUCACGCCAGCACCAGCACCAGCCAAGCCGCCGUCGCUGAGAAGCCCAGGCCCGGUGUUCGCGGCAGCCUCAAGAAAUAAGACCAAUCUCUGAGAUUGGUCUUCGAGUUUGGAUAUAUGGCUGGGUUGUUGUUUUCAUUCCUCUUGUCUUUUUCUGUUUCUUGGGGGUUUAGAUUGUUGGGUGUGGGAAUAGUGCUCAUGGUUAUGAACAUGAUGAUGAUGAUGUAUAUUAGUUCUCUUAUGCCUAGCCUAUGAUAAUCAAGAAUCAAGAUGAUGAUGAUUAAUGUUUUAGCUUCUUUAAUCUCAA
Messenger RNA from Argentina anserina (silverweed cinquefoil), 633 nucleotides. RefSeq names its product protein METHYLENE BLUE SENSITIVITY 1. The record is from RefSeq and is a predicted model, not a curated record. Bases 81 to 407 code for a protein of 108 amino acids. The transcript has a single exon. NCBI's taxonomy places the organism in Eukaryota, Viridiplantae, Streptophyta, Magnoliopsida, Rosales, Rosaceae.